Molecule: messenger RNA, 1641 nt
Organism: Ochotona princeps (American pika)
Lineage: Eukaryota; Metazoa; Chordata; Mammalia; Lagomorpha; Ochotonidae
Product: UDP-glucuronosyltransferase 2B13-like
Exons: 6
Coding region: 49-1641 (530 amino acids)
Molecular function (GO): UDP-glycosyltransferase activity
Source: RefSeq, a predicted model, not a curated record
UAGUUGACAAAGGAGCUGCAAUCAAAGCAAGCCUCGUGUGUUACCAGGAUGUCUGUGAAGUGCCUUUCUCUGAUGCUGCUGCUACAGCUGAGCUGCUACUUCAGCUCUGGGAGUUGUGGAAAGGUGCUGGUGUGGCCGAUGGAAUUCAGUCAUUGGAUGAAUUUGAAGAACAUCCUUGAUGAACUUAUUCAACGAGGUCAUGAAGUAACUGUUCUGAGAUCUUCAGCUUCUGUUGUAAUCAAUGCCAAGAAUGAAUCUGGAAUUAAAUUUGAAACUUUCCCUACAUCUUACACUAAAGAUGAAUUAGAGAAUUUUUUCAUGCAUUGGAUUCAUAAUAUUAUUUAUAAUAUUCCACUGGAUAUAUAUUGGAAACAUUUGCCAGCAGUGAGCGAUUUUACUCUAAGAUAUUCUGAUAUCUGUGAAACUCUCUGCAGGGAAGUAGUCUUGAACAAAAAACUCAUGACAAAGCUCCGAGAAGCAAAGUUUGAUGUUGUUAUUGCAGAUCCCGUAAGCCCCGGCAGUGAUCUGCUUGCUGAGUUACUCAAAAUCCCCCGUGUGCACAGUGUCCGUGCCUUUGCUGGCUACAUACUGCAAAAGCAUGCUGGGGGGCUUCUAUUACCUCCAUCCUACGUGCCUGUUAUGAUGUCCCGUUUAAGUGGACGAAUGACAUUCACAGACAGAGUAAUAAACAUGCUAUGCGUGCUUUACUUUGACUUCUGGUUUCCAAAGUUUAAUGAGAAGAGGUGGGAUCGUUUUUACAGUGAAGUCUUAGGAAGACCGGCUACAUUCUUGGAGUUAGUAGGGAAAGCUGACAUGUGGCUCAUUCGAAGCUAUUGGGAUUUGGAGUUUCCUCGCCCACUAUUACCAAACUUCCAGUUUAUCGGAGGGCUCCACUGCAAGCCUGCCAAACCUCUGCCCAAGGACAUGGAAGACUUUGUGCAGAGCUCUGGAGAAGAGGGAGUUGUGCUGUUUUCUCUGGGCUCAAUGGUCAGCAACCUGACAGAAGAGAGGGCCAAUGUGAUCGCAUCAGCCCUUGCUCAGAUUCCACAAAAGGUUCUCUGGAGAUUUGAAGGCAAGAAACCAGACACCUUAGGACCCAACACUCGCCUCUAUAAGUGGAUCCCCCAGAAUGACGUACUUGGUCAUCCAAAAACCAAGGCUUUUAUCACUCAUGGUGGAGCCAAUGGUGUCUUCGAGGCAAUCUAUCAUGGCAUCCCUAUGGUGGGCAUUCCUUUAUUUUGGGAUCAACCUGACAAUAUCAUAUACAUGAAGGCCAAAGGAGCAGCUGUUAUGUUGGACUUCAAAACCAUGUCAAGUGCAGAUUUGCUCAGUGCACUGAAGACAGUCAUUAAUGACCCUUCCUACAAAGAGAAUGUCAUGACAUUAUCUAGAAUUCACCACGAUCAGCCCAUGAAGCCCCUGGACCGAGCUGUCUUCUGGAUCGAGCAUGUCAUGCGUCACAAAGGAGCCAAACACCUGCGGGUUGCAGCCCACGACCUCACCUGGUACCAGUACCACUCUCUGGAUGUGAUUGGAUUCCUGCUGGCCUGUGUGACAAUCAUAACCUUCCUUUUCAUAAAAAGUUGCCUUCUUAUUUAUCACAGUAUUGUUGCUAAAGGAAAGAAGAGCAAGAGAGAUUAG